Fundulus heteroclitus (mummichog) is the source of this 849-nucleotide messenger RNA. RefSeq lists its product as uncharacterized. The coding region runs from base 62 to 385 and encodes 107 amino acids. The record is from RefSeq and is a predicted model, not a curated record. The transcript has 5 exons. Lineage: Eukaryota; Metazoa; Chordata; Actinopteri; Cyprinodontiformes; Fundulidae.
AGCUGUGAGCUCAGACGGCAAACAUUCAUCUGACCGUCAGCUUCCUACUCAAGCUGCAGACAUGAAGUUGGUGAUCCUUUUGGCGAUUUUAAGUGGGGUGUUCGCUGCUCCAUUUAUCAAAGAAGAGGCAGCAAAGAAGUUUAUCAGGUUGAAGAGACAGGCUGGAUACUGGGAUCCGCACCACUCUCAGAACAUGUGGGGUUUCACCAUCCAGGAACAGAUCAACGAGCAGUGGACGGCCCUUCGAACAGGCGCUCAGUACUACAUGGACAUGGGCAACCUGAUGUUUGACCGCUCUGUGGCUGAUGAAAACACCAGACAGUUAAUGGAGAUGCUGAGAAACGCACAAGCUCACCUGGACAGCCAGAUGGGCCGACACCAAUAGGAAACAAGAGAGGGACAAGACUUCGUGCUGUGAACAGAAAUAUUGUAACUCUUUUUCUAAGCCGGCACUUUGAUCCUAAUGGGAUUUAUAGAUUGUAGUGCAGAGUAGUGCAUUUUAUUCUGGUCUGUAACUCUUAUUUUUGGUUUAGUCAUUUUCUGAAAUUUUAUAAACAGUUUCUGUGUUUGACCCAUGCUUGUUGAAUAGUCUUCUUCUGAAAAUGAUUUUUACAACCUUUUACCAAAAUGUUGCCUUUUUAUAUACAUGCCAAAAAGAAGUUCUGUUUUUAUUAAGUUGACCUUUUAAUACAAUAAAACACUGAUAUCAAAUAACCUUCUUCUUUGUAUAUUUGCUAAUUAAAUAUGCAAAAAAUUACAAUAGAAAUACCAUUAAAACUUUUCUUUAUUAGAUCCUUCAUUCACAUCAAGCAAAACCUUUUUAUUGCUUCUAAAAUACAAUCUUAUAAA